UUCUAUAAUAAAUGUCAACAGUCCUCUUCCCUUGAUUCGUCGCCGUCCACAAGAUUUCCGGCGACGAUGUUCUCGACGAGCAAACGCAAAUCCAUAGAUUUUCUACAGUUUUUUUCUCUUUUAUUUUCUCGCACUUCGUUGUUUUUCUCUUAUUUUCGUAGAUUUUGGCUCUUUUAUCUCGAUUUAGGCAGUGACUGAGUAAAUGUCGACAGGAAUUUGACCAAGGAUUUGUGUUUUUGUGGGCGAAGCUGCGAUAUUUGCGGAUUAGUCAAGGAAAAUUCCGAGGGACUUGAUCUUUCGGGUGCUGGGUCGUCAAUUGUAGUUAGCAGUUAUUUGGAAUGGAAUUGAACAGGUAUUUGGGUGUCAGCACUUCCACACCCAUUGCUAUUGACAAGAGCUCCAAUGGAGAAUCCUUGGGCAUCGAUUUCAACAUCAGGCAUAAUGUACAAGGAUAUCCUUCUAUCCGCAUUUUCCAUAAAGGUUAGACAUGAGAUCGCUCUUCGUAUGGUGUCUAAGCUCGUUUCUGAAGCUUCAACAGUUGGAUGCUGAAUUGAAGGAUAUGUUCUCACCAUUAUCGGGCGGCGUCUUCACGGUCGUCGGAGUCUACAACACAAUCAAACUGAUGAGGCUUUAGGUACAAGAUCUGUUUAUAUAGAGAUGCAACAACACAUCAUGGGCUUAAAUGUAUAGCGUGGGUCCAAAAAGUUUAAAUUGGAGAUGGGAUUGAUUCCAAGUUGUAAUUAAUAAAAAAAUUUGUAAAAGUAAAUGUAAAAAUUCACGCCAAAAUUUGGGAUAGUAAAUGGAGUAUGGAACCAAGGCAUGAAAUGAACGGCGAGGGAUAGGAAGUCCCCUCUAAAAAGAGAUGAGAAGAAGAUAAUUAGAUGGGGGAAUAUACCCACAAGCUCCGUCUAUGGCGGCCACCAACUUUUCAAACGAAACCACCUCUUCUUCACCAUUGAAAUCGUAGCUUUGCCCAAAACAGCCAAACGUAAGCAAGCAAAAAAAAAAAUGUAAUUUUGGGGGAAAGAAAAGACAGAGAAGAAGAAACGGAGUGGGCAAUUCAGAUUUAGGAAAUUAUUUUUUAAAUAGGAAAAAAUUUGUAGAAACCCAAAAGAAAAGUUUCUGGCUUUCGACUUUUUUUCCCCCGAGUCUCCUCCAAGUUGGGUCCCCUUUGAUUUUUUCAAUUUAUUUUUUCCUCAAACCCCUUUUUUUUUCAAUCGAUCUAACGAUCGAUCUCUUAUAGGGGUUUCAAUUCGGUGUUUCCUGGUUUCUGGGUUUCGUUUAGGAACCGUUUUCUUUUCUGGGUUUCGUGGAUUUUUUCAUUUUCCGGUGGUAAAUAUUCUUCCUUUUUUUCCGGGAAAACUUCCUGUUUUUUUGGGUGAAUUCUAGUAAAUGUGGGGAGCCGCAGCUGAGCCCGCAGAUUCAUACUACCAGGUUCGGCCUGAGUGCACCGAUGUCACCAAGACCCGAUUCAAGAUCAAGCCAGGGAAAACUCUAAGUGUAAGAAAAUGGCAGGCUGCAUUUACACCAGAAGGCUACCUGGAUAUUGGCAAGACUCUUGGCAGAAUCCAACGUGGGGGGAUCCAUCCAUCUAUUAGAGGAGAGGUCUGGGAGUUCCUGCUUGGUUGUUAUGAUCCAAAGAGCACAUUUGAAGAGAGAGAGCAAAUCCGGCAACGUAGAAGACUGCAAUAUGCUUCUUGGAAGGAGGAAUGCAAGCGAAUGUUUCCUGUCAUUGGAAGUGGUAGAUUUAUCACGGCACCUGUAAUUACCGAACAAGGCAAACCCAUUUAUGAUCCUCUUGUGCUUCAGGAAACAAAUUCAGGAGCUGAUUCCAAUGGUUCAGAUUUUUUCAAAGAGCUCUCGAGUCGUGGACCGUUGGACAAGAAAACGAUUCAAUGGAUGCUUACGCUUCAUCAGAUAGGUCUUGACGUAAAUCGCACGGAUAGAACUCUGGUAUUUUAUGAGAAAAAGGAAAACUUGUCUAAACUUUGGGAUAUUCUGUCUGUUUACGCCUGGAUAGACACAGACGUCGGGUAUUGCCAAGGAAUGAGUGAUCUCUGUUCUCCGAUGAUUAUUCUUCUAGAAGACGAAGCUGAUUCAUUUUGGUGCUUUGAGCGUUUGAUGCGUCGAUUGCGAGGAAAUUUCCGGAGCACGGGAAGAUCAGUUGGUGUUGAAGCACAGCUUACUCAUUUGGCUUCAAUCACUCAGGUUAUCGACCCGAAACUUCACCAUCAUUUAGAGAAACUGGGUGGUGGAGAUUACUUGUUUGCAAUUCGGAUGCUGAUGGUUCAGUUCCGUAGAGAAUUCUCGUUUUGCGAUUCUUUAUACCUAUGGGAGAUGAUGUGGGCAUUGGAAUACGAUCCCGAGGCAUUUUCUCUGUACGAAGAGGACGGAUUCGGGGGUGAAAGAACGGAAGGUUCGAGAGGUAAACCGAAGUCAAUGAACCAAUGCGGAAAGUACGAGAGAGAGAACAUGAAGAACAGAGGAAAUGGUACGGAAGCUCCAUUGCCGAUAUCAGUUUUCCUAGUAGCCAGUGUCCUAAAGGACAAGAGCUCGAAGCUAAUGACUGAAGCUCGUGGACUUGAUGAUGUCGUUAAGAUACUGAACGACAUGACCGGUAACUUGGACGCCAAGAAAGCGUGUAGUGGAGCCAUGAAACUUCACAAGAAAUAUCUGAAGAAGGCUAAGAAGCCAUAGCAAUGGGGCACUAAUGGAUGAUUCUGAAUCAGGAUAGCCUUCUGUAUUUUUUUUUCUUUGGUUAAUUACAUUGUUCAAUACAAUGAUCAUACGACACAAAUCCGGUGAAAGGACGAAGGCCAGGGAAC
Tarenaya hassleriana is the source of this 2825-nucleotide messenger RNA. RefSeq names its product TBC1 domain family member 15. Gene Ontology annotation, biological process: activation of GTPase activity. Gene Ontology annotation, molecular function: GTPase activator activity. Lineage: Eukaryota; Viridiplantae; Streptophyta; Magnoliopsida; Brassicales; Cleomaceae. The transcript is spliced from 19 exons. The record is from RefSeq and is a predicted model, not a curated record. Bases 1393 to 2697 code for a protein of 434 amino acids.